AUGUGGUUUGGUCACUUCCCAGAACUCCAGUUCCUGUUUCUGGACAGCAAUGGUUUUAGUGGUUUUAUUCCUCCUCCUAUCUCUAACUUGUCAAAACUGGAAACCUUAAAUCUGAGAGACAAUUUCCUGGGAGGUAAUAUUCCAGAAAAUAUGGGAAAUCUUUCGGUCCUCAGAGAGCUGUAUCUAUCCGGGGAUGACUUAGUUGGUCAGAUACCAUUGAGUUUAUGCAAGUUUUCCCAUCUUCAGGUGCUAGACUUGUCUAACAACAGGUUAAGCGGGCACAUACCUAAAGAAAUUGGAAAUCUGGAGAAGCUCAAGGAGUUAUACCUCAUCACCAAUAACUUAACAGGUACGAUUCCACGAGAGAUAGGCAAUCUCCAAAACCUGCAGGGGCUCAAUCUGGAAUUGAAUCAAAUCACGGGAAGCAUUCCAAGAGAAAUUGGGAAUUUGACGAUGCUUACUGAACUCUAUUUCGCCAACAACUCCUUGACAGGUACAAUACCACGAGAGAUGGGUAACCUUUACCAACUCGAGAAUCUUGAGUUGUUUUCUAAUGGCUUGAAUGGCUCCAUUCCCCCUGGGCUCUUCAACCUCUCAGCAUUGCGGAAUAUUGACCUUGCAUCUAAUCUUCUAUCAGGAAAUCUUCCGCCGGAUCUAGGAUACAGACUGCCCAAGUUAUUAGCCAUAGAUCUUGAUGGGAAUAACCUUGGUGGAGUUAUACCAGUGUCCAUUACAAAUUGUUCCCAAUUAAGAAUGCUAGAACUUUCAGUUAACGGAUUCACUGGUUCCAUUCCUGACGCCCUCGGGGACCUUAGACUUCUGCAAUUUCUAGCUCUGUAUGGCAACAAUUUAACAAGUGAUCCUACAUCUAUGGAGCUGAGCUUCAUCACUUCAUUGACAAAAUGCAAAAACUUGUAUUAUUUAUACCUGGGCCGAGACCCCUUCAAGGGGCUUCUUCCAGCUUCCGUUGGGAAUCUCUCUGCUUCUCUACAGAUAUUGCAUUUAGGAAGUAGUGAAAUCAAGGGCACCAUACCAAGUCAAACUGGCAACUUGACCAAUUUGCUAUUGCUUGAUCUACGAUCGAAUCACUUGACCGGAGGUAUUCCAACAGCAUUCAAAAAUCUACAAAACCUGCAAGGUUUGGCUGUGGAAGAUAAUAAUCUUAACGACACCUUAGAUAACCUUUGCAAUUUGCAUAGCUUGACUUUAGUAUAUCUGACCACAAACCAGUUUUCCGGGUCUUUACCAGAAUGCUUUGGUAAUAUGACUUCUCUUCGGGAUUUUAAAAUAGGAAACAACUUUUUAGUCUCUGCCAUACCUAAUAGUUUUUGGAAACUCAAAGAUCUCUUGCAGUUGAACUUAUCCUCAAACUCCCUUAAUGGUUCCUUGCCUCUUGAAGUUGGAAAUCUGAAAGCUAUAACAUCUAUAGACGUAUCAGCCAAUCAAUUCUCUGGUGACAUUCCCAGCACCACAGGUGAUUUGCAAAACCUGUUGAUUUUAAAUUUAUCCCAAAACCAAUUUCAUGGAUCUAUCCUAGAGUCAUUUGGCAAUAUGCUCAGCUUGCAAGGACUUUACUUAUCGCACAACAAUCUUUCUGGCUUCAUACCGAAGUCAUUGGAGGCACUUCGGGACCUCAAAGAGCUUGACGUUUCUUAUAACCAUUUAAGUGGUGAAAUUCCUUCUGGUGGUCACUUUAGGAACUUUACUGCAGAAUCUUUUCUGUUCAAUGAGGCAUUGUGCUGA
Messenger RNA from Coffea eugenioides, 1743 nucleotides. RefSeq names its product probable LRR receptor-like serine/threonine-protein kinase At1g34110. Gene Ontology annotation, molecular function: protein binding. The transcript has 3 exons. Lineage: Eukaryota; Viridiplantae; Streptophyta; Magnoliopsida; Gentianales; Rubiaceae. The record is from RefSeq and is a predicted model, not a curated record. Bases 1 to 1743 code for a protein of 580 amino acids.